GACCUUGACACCUUAAGACAACAUAGGAUUUCCGCUGUAGCCGUGUGUGUGUGUGUAUAUAUAUAUAGGAGGAGGUCUGGAUGCACGCUACAUGCAUUCGUGUCUCCAGCGCUAUUGGAGUGCCUGGGAUUCGUUGAGGUUGAAUUUACCGAGAGAAGAAAAUGAAACUCACUAGUUACGUAGCAGCAGGGAUUUUGUUCUCCUGUGGCCUUCUGCCCGAAGUGAGCGUGGACGCGUCUCCUUGCUGUGGGCUGGGAGUCGCCGUUGCAGGAUCCCUCGCCUUCGCAGGGGGUGUCGCGGCCGCCAAGCACCACCACCACCACCACCAUCACGGGGGCGGCUGCCAUUCCUGCGGCUGCGGCGGCUGCGGAAGCUCCUGUGGCUGGUGCGGCGGCAACUACGGCAGAAGGCGCAGGAGGGAUGCCGGAUCCUUGGCUAGUUUUCUUGAAGAUGCAGAGAUCCAAAAGGCAUACGAUAAGAUCGCGGCCGAGGACAAGGACGAGUGCGGCCUCCGCCUGGUGUGCGAGCUGGCGCAGAAGGACCCGCGGGAGCUCGCCCAGGACGAGAUACAGAUCCUCCUGCCUUACCGCGGCGCAGGCCCGAGUGACGGCAGCGUAUAUGGCACGUACGACGAGGCGGCGUGGCACGGCCAGGAGGGCCACAGCUGCGCCGCCAGCUACCCGCUCUGCGCCUUCACCGCGCAGCAGGUCAUGGAUGAAUACAGGAAAUACGUCAAAAACAAUGGAACCUUCAAUCUAUGAGGGACUGAAUGGCGAUGAAGUUGGAAUCAUGGAAAACGGAAUUGUUAGCUGCUAAGAAUAAAUCAAAUGCAAGUU
This is a messenger RNA of Penaeus indicus, 836 nucleotides long. RefSeq lists its product as uncharacterized. The record is from RefSeq and is a predicted model, not a curated record. The transcript has 5 exons. Bases 162 to 761 code for a protein of 199 amino acids. Lineage: Eukaryota; Metazoa; Arthropoda; Malacostraca; Decapoda; Penaeidae.